GAGAGGAGGCAGGUCAGCCCGUCCCCUAGCUGCAGUCACACUCACACGUGGCCGCUGCUCACCAUGCACAUAACCCAGCUCAACCGGGAGUGCCUGCUGCACCUCUUCUCCUUCCUAGACAAGGACAGCAGGAAGAGCCUCGCCAGGACCUGCUCCCAGCUCCACGAGGUGUUUGAGGACCCCGCACUGUGGUCCCUGCUGCACUUCCGUUCCCUCACUGAACUCCAGAAGGACAACUUCCUCCUGGGCCCUGCUCUCCGCAGCCUCUCCAUCUGCUGGCACUCCAGCCGUGUGCAGGUGUGCAGCAUUGAGGACUGGCUCAAGAGUGCCUUCCAGAGGAGCAUCUGCAGCCAGCACGAGAGCCUAGUCAAUGAUUUCCUCCUCCGGGUGUGCGACAGAACCGAGCUUCAUGCCCCCAAUCUGCGAGGUGUGGAGUGGACCACCCAGGCCUCUGUACUGGUAACGCAAGGGGCCCUGCUGUCACAUAAAAAGCAAAGGGCUUGGCUAUCGGGGCUCUCUGCUGAGCUGCCCAGUGCAUCCAACCAUGUGACCCCAGCUCCAGUAUCUAAACUCUUGCAACCUUAUUUCUUCUGUAAAAUGUGCUAAAUUUUCCUUAUCCCACAGGGUAAGAGGAUUAAAUGACACAGUGGCACCUGGCACAUAGUAGGCACUGAUGAACGUCUACCGAAUCUGGUUCUUCGGGCACACAGCUCAGGUUGGGAGGAAUGGCUGAGGAUAGCUAGGCAGGGGACAGUCGGCUCCCCCCCACCCCAUUAGAAUUAUUCAAAAGGUUCUUAUGGAAACGAUCAUCCAACACCUUUGAGGCUUAAACACCUAAUCCUUAUAACCACCUUGGAGGUAACAAUUCCUCCCACUUCACAGAUAAGGAAGUGGCACCCAGCAAGGUUCAGGCAUCUGUCCCGGGUCCGCAAAUAAAUCACGGGCCAGUCACUUGGGCUCCCUGGGCCAGCUGCCUCAUGAACAAAACUGCGGGUGUAGAGGUUGAAUGGGGUGAGGAACGAAGGCACAUGAACCUGAAGGAGGCCUAGGCUCUGUGUGAAACGUGGCUGGGUCCAGCAUAUUUUAGUUCCUUACUUCCCAGGCCAGCCACCAAGGAGCUCAGCUGGCCCAGCGGGGGCAGUCGCGGAGCUGCAGAGGCGGCUGGCAGGGAAAGGGAAUCCCUUCCCCAGACCAGACUCCAGCUCCUCCUUGCUGUGGAGAGCCGAGCCCCCUGGGCCCAUGAGUCGGUCCUUCUGGACUGGAAGCGGCUAGUCCCGCGCAUUAUGACUGCCUGUGGAGGGCCCGGCUGCAGGCUCCUCACAACCCCAGCGGUAGAUGUUAUUCCCCCGACGCAGAGGAAAGCAAGAUUCUGGGAGUGACAGACAUGGCGACAAGCCAAGUCUAACUUGGCUCAAGAUCUUUUCUCGCUGGGAGGGGCUGAUGAGGCGGCAAAAGUGGGUCCCCCCAAGCUUUCUGGGCAAGCGACCUGGGUGCCCCUGACUGUACCUGCUCAGGGCCUGCCUCGAGCCGCCUCCGAUCUCUGCCCUUUUCCAGGCUGGUGCCCCAGGGGAGGCAGGAACAGCUCUAGUCAACUAAGCUGAACCCGGAGUCAAUGCUGACGCCUGCUCCCACCACCGCGAGGGUUGGGAUGGUCCUGUCACUAAGCCACCUACAAGGAACAAAUCCCUCUUCCCGCUCACGUCCCGCCGGUACAUUCAGGGGCCUCAACUUGAAGCUAGACUGGAGCAGUGGCCACGCACUGCUCCCCUGCAAGCCAGCACGUCCGGAGCUAAACAAACAAGGGCUGUGGCUCCUGAAACGGGCCAUUCCCUCUGUCCACAGCCGCCCCAGGACUCUGCUGAGCCGGGGUCGGAGCUUUCCCACCAGGGGCUCCUCAGGCUGCGAGCCACGAACCCACGUAGAUGAAGGUACGCUGAGAUGCAGGGGCAGAAAGAGCAGGGAAAAUGGGCCGGCCAGAAAGCUGACUUGGAACCCUGCGAGUCGUCGCAGCCAAGUGUCUUCACUUCGCAGGCCCCGAGUCCUCGGUAAAUAAAUACGCCCAGUCCCCCGCGGCGGUUGGGUGGCUUCAACGAGCCAGUGGGCCCCGGUUCACCGCGCUUUCCCCACAGGUGCCCCAAUCUGGCGUCCCUCACUCUGUCGGGCUGCGGCCACGUCACCGACGACUGCCUGGCGCGCCUGCUCCGCUGCUGCCCACGCCUGCGCGCACUGCGCCUGGAGAACUGCGCGCGCGUCACCAACCGCACGCUAGCGGCCGUGGCGGCGGAUGGGCGCGCGCUGCAGACGCUGCACGUGGACUUCUGCCGCAACGUGAGCGCGGCCGGCCUGCGCCGCCUGCGCGCCGCGUGCCCGCGCCUGGCCCUGCGCGCCGAGCACAGCGCCGCCAUGCUGCCCGACCAACCCCCGCGCCCGCGCGCGCCCGCCGCGGCCCUCGGCAAGCUGCUGCAGCGCUAGAUACCGCCCCGCCGCGGCCCCCGCGGAAGGAGCGCAGCCCCAGACCAUCCUGGUUUCGACCCCAGCUCUUCCACCUUCCAGACCAGCACCAAAUCUGAGCCUCAGUUUCCCCGUCUGCACAGUGGGGAUAACAAUGCCUACCUCACGUUACGACAUUAUACCCAGAGGAACGCAAGAUUAAAUGGAUGUUUGGAAAAGACUCGGCUGGUUCUCACUCAACAUCACCGCCUUUCCCCUCUAGCUUCCGCCCCAGCUCUGUGCGGUGCGCCCCCAACGGCAGCGCGAGGUGCCUUGCCGUCCUCGAGGACUCUGCUCGCCGCUGGGUAGAAAUCACCUCGGUGGGGAGGGCCUCACCACUCGGGGGCUUGCGCCCGGGGCUGAGAGGCCAGGGCUGCCAUGCGCAGGGGCCUGGAGAGCCUCCGGGCGGAGCGACCCCUCGAGACCCAGCCGGCUCCCGGAGUGUCCUGGGGACCGUCGCUUCCAGGGGCCCCCGGUAGUGAUCUCGGUGAAGCAGGAGGAGGGAAAGCCGGGUGCCCCUCCCUGCGGUUUGCCAGCGCGCGCGCCUGCCUACUCGCCUUUGCUGGGACAGAUGAGUUCCCGGAGUGACCGCACUCGCUAUUGUAGAAAAUUCUCUCCCAAUUGUUGAAUUCUUACAUAAAAUGCACAGUUACCCAUAUUUUCUACUGUUCUCAUCUCAUAAGGGAAAAA
Molecule: messenger RNA, 3180 nt
Organism: Saimiri boliviensis boliviensis (Bolivian squirrel monkey)
Lineage: Eukaryota; Metazoa; Chordata; Mammalia; Primates; Cebidae
Gene: FBXL22
Product: F-box and leucine rich repeat protein 22
Biological process (GO): SCF-dependent proteasomal ubiquitin-dependent protein catabolic process
Cellular component (GO): SCF ubiquitin ligase complex
Molecular function (GO): protein binding
Source: RefSeq, a predicted model, not a curated record